Messenger RNA from Anarrhichthys ocellatus (wolf-eel), 919 nucleotides. It is a transcript of the gene rpia, whose product is annotated as ribose 5-phosphate isomerase A (ribose 5-phosphate epimerase). Lineage: Eukaryota; Metazoa; Chordata; Actinopteri; Perciformes; Anarhichadidae. Gene Ontology annotation, cellular component: cytoplasm. The transcript has 9 exons. Gene Ontology annotation, molecular function: ribose-5-phosphate isomerase activity. The coding region runs from base 75 to 890 and encodes 271 amino acids. Gene Ontology annotation, biological process: pentose-phosphate shunt, non-oxidative branch; D-ribose metabolic process. The record is from RefSeq and is a predicted model, not a curated record.
AUCUCUUCCUCUCUCUCUCUCCCUCUCUCUGUCCCUAUCUCUCCCUGUCCCUAUCUCUCUCUGUGGGCCGGGUCAUGAGACUCAAGAGGUGGGUCUCCUUCAGUAAACGCGCAGUUGGAUUUCUCUCUCCAGCGUCCCGGAGGCAGAAACAAGUGCGUCCGUUCACUCAGUCCGCCGCUAACAUGGCAGAGGAGGCGAAGAAACUGGCCGCUUACGCCGCAGUGGACAACCACGUCCAGAACAACCAGGUGGUUGGAGUCGGCAGCGGAUCGACCAUCGUCUACGCUGUGGACAGACUCGCUGAGAGAGUGCGUCAGGAGAAGCUCAACAUCGUGUGUGUGCCCACCUCCUUCCAGGCCCGUCAGCUGAUUCUGCAGCACGGCCUCACGCUGUCGGAUCUGGACAGUCACCCAGAGCUGGAUGUGGCGAUUGACGGAGCGGACGAAGUGGACGCAGAUCUGACGCUGAUUAAAGGUGGAGGCGGCUGCCUGACGCAGGAGAAGAUUGUAGCCGGCUGCGCUAAACAUUUCGUCGUCAUUGCAGACUACAGGAAGGACUCCAAGGCUCUGGGCCAGCAGUGGAAGAAGGGAGUUCCUAUCGAGGUGAUCCCCAUGGCGUACGUUCCCGUCUCCAGGACCAUAGCCAAGCUCUUCGGAGGGGAGGCCACCCUGCGGAUGGCUGUCAGUAAAGCAGGUCCUGUGGUCACCGACAACAGCAACUUCCUCCUGGACUGGAAGUUUGAGCGCGCUGAGAACUGGAAGGAAGUCAACACCGCCAUCAAGAUAAUUCCAGGCGUGGUGGAGACGGGGCUUUUCGUCGGCAUGGCUGAACGGGCCUACUUCGGGAUGGCGGAUGGCAGCGUGCAGGUUCGAGAUCCUCCCGUCAACUAAGGAGUCCGUCAUGUUCACUGCAGCCACUU